CGUCACUUCCCAGUCAAACGUGGCGGCCGCGACAGGAGAACGAAGGAGUGGCUGUACGAUCUGUCAAGUUGCUCAGUUUUCAUUGUGUAUUUAAUGUUUUUUUUCGUAACUGGAUUAAUAAUUGUGUAAUUACAAGUAGAUCCAGUAGUAUUAUUAAUAAAACUCAUUAGAAACAUGUCGUCGUCGGGUGAUUUUGGUAACCCGUUGAGAAAAUUCAAGCUUGUGUUCCUAGGUGAACAAAGUGUUGGGAAGACUUCUCUUAUUACACGUUUUAUGUAUGACAGCUUCGACAAUACUUAUCAGGCUACAAUAGGGAUAGAUUUCCUGAGUAAAACCAUGUAUCUGGAAGAUAGAACUGUUAGACUGCAGUUAUGGGAUACAGCUGGUCAAGAGAGAUUCCGUUCUCUAAUUCCAAGUUAUAUUAGAGAUUCUACCGUUGCUGUCGUUGUUUACGAUAUUACUAAUGCUAAUUCAUUUCACCAAACAUCAAAAUGGAUUGAUGAUGUACGAACGGAGAGAGGCAGUGAUGUUAUUAUUAUGCUUGUUGGUAAUAAGACGGAUUUGAGUGAUAAACGACAAGUUUCAACUGAAGAUGGAGAGCGUAAAGCUAAAGAAUUAAAUGUGAUGUUUAUUGAGACUAGUGCUAAGGCAGGAUACAAUGUCAAACAGCUAUUCAGAAGAGUUGCUGCAGCAUUGCCUGGUAUGGACUCCACAGAAAAUAAACCUCCAGAAGACACUGUUGAUUUGCAGAAUCAAUCAUCAAUGCAGAAUGGAUCCGAGUCAGAAGGAGAAGGUGGAUGCAUUUGCUAGGAAAAAAUAUUUCAAAGGAUAAACGAACCAAAAUGGUACAUUUUAAUGUACGUGACGUUCAUUUUCUCUAUCGUAAAACCAAAUAUACUUUAUUAUGUAGACCUUGGUUACUUAUUGAACGUAUAAAUAUUUCAAAAAUCGUUAAAGCGUCGUAAUAAUAAAUUAAUAAUGAUUUUUGUUUAUAGUAAAAAUUUAUUAUAAUUUAAGUGUGCUUGUACUAUUUUUAGCGAUAUGUGAAAGUGAAAUUGUGCGACUUUUCCCAUUUGAAAGUUUAUAGACAAGCACUGUGAUAUAUUUUUCGUUAAAAUGAUAGAAAAUGUUUAAUAUUUAUUAACUUCUUGUACAAUAUUUUUGCUUCAUUUUGUAAACAAUUUUUAUAACUUAUAAAUAUUGAAGAAAUUGUUUUUUUUCAUGUGAACAAUGAAUUUGAAACACUUGAUAGUUUGAAUUUCAUCUUUUUCUCGGUUGAAUUCAUUAUUCUUAAUGAAUAAUUCUAUCAUUUCAGCAGUAUAAUAAUCUGAUAAUGAUUAUUUUAUGAUGAAAAAUAAUUUGAUGGCACGCAAAAUAAUAAAAAUGUUGUGGGAAAGCGUAUAGUUAACAUACUUAUAUAAAAUAAUUGCUUUGGACUUGACACUGGCAGAAAACUGUUACGUUUAAUCUAAGAGACUGAAUGUUUUUCGUACCUUCAUCACGCCAUCACCUAAAAAGUAGAACUAGUUUAGAUUUUGGGCUAUUAUGAAGACACGGGCAUAAUAAUAAUUAAAUAAAUGCAAAACUUAAAAAUGAGAUCAUAUUAUGAUGAUGAUGAUUAUUAUUAUUAAUACAAAUAAAAUAUAAUUAUGCCAUGAUUAAUGGGCCAAUUUUUUACCAACCUAAUGAAUAAUUAUCAAGUACUGUGCCCAUGGUAAAUCAUCCUAUGCUAAAUACUAUUAAUGCUAAUACAAAUUCCCUGCGAAUUUAAUCUGCCUAUGCAUGAAAUUGUGCAAAAAUGAAUGAUAAACACCAAUUUGUUAAUGUGAAUCUGCAAGAAGGCUCAAUUUCUACGCUACAUUAUCUUUAAUCACCCCUAUAACAUUAUUUAUUGUAGAGUUUAAUGGAUAGUAGAGCUAUGAGAAAUGUCAAUUACUGUUUUUUUUAUUGUUAUUAUUCAUUGAGUAAUAUACCGUUACAUAAGUUUAUUCAAAGUGGAUUGGAAACAGAAAACUUACAUAUGAAGUUAAAUUUUGUGUUAAUUCAUUUAAAGUUCAUGCAGUAAAAAUAUCUUAGGUUUUACUUUUUGAUUUUAAAUGAAAAAUUAAUAAUCAAAACUUAUCAGUAUGUGUUGUUUUCAAAUUCAUAAAUUUUAUUUCAUUUAUAAUAAUUAUUUCUUGCUUCUCAUAAUUAAUUUAUAAAUAAUGUAAGAGUUUAUCAUUGUAAUUAAAAUUUACAAUUAUUUGGUGUGGUGAAGGAUGUAGAGAAAUAGGAUUUAAUUCUUUAGCUUUGGCAUAAGUGUAGUAAUUUACAAAUAUAUAAAUUCAUUAUUGUUAAACCAUAUAUAUUCAACAGGAGAAAAAUUCAAAUUGUGUCUUUAAAUUAUUGAUUUUAAACGAGAAAAAAAAACAAAAAUAUCAGAUGUUAUAAUCAGUUACAAAAAUUGUUAUAAGAUUAAACAAAUCUAGACUUUUGAAUUAUUACAAAAUACCAUUUUCGAUUGGUUUUUAUGAUGUAAGCAAAAUCGUUCAGCAAUCUAUUACAUUUGCAAACUAUCGAAGCUUGUUAAUGAAAGAAGAUAAAUAGUAUAAGAAUGAAUAACGAGUUAUUUGUGUUCACGGAAUUUACCGUUUUCUAUUGCUUAUAUACCUUUGUAUCACAUACAGCCACGCGAUUGUAACACAAUACGCAGUGAAAUAAGAAAACAAAAUCUGUAUCGGGUGCAAUAAAAUAGAUAUUGACAACUA
Chelonus insularis is the source of this 2747-nucleotide messenger RNA. It is a transcript of the gene Rab6, whose product is annotated as RAS oncogene family member Rab6. NCBI's taxonomy places the organism in Eukaryota, Metazoa, Arthropoda, Insecta, Hymenoptera, Braconidae. Gene Ontology annotation, molecular function: GTPase activity; GTP binding. The record is from RefSeq and is a predicted model, not a curated record. Gene Ontology annotation, biological process: vesicle-mediated transport. The transcript has 6 exons. The coding region runs from base 175 to 810 and encodes 211 amino acids.